ACUUCUGUGAAUACAAAAAGUGACAAGAAAAAAGAGUAUUUGUAGUGUAUAUGCUUUUAGAAACAGAAUUCUUAUUCUUUACAGAAAGCAGAAACAUUACAUAGUAAAAACCAGAAAUGUCAACCAAAAUAGAACGCCGGUUAAAGUUACGAAAAAAAUGCAAUGAUGAAACGCCUUUAAAACAUUCAAAAUCCUUGACAUUAGGUAGCGACCGAAAAAGCAAAUCAGGCUCUUGCUCAGUAACUGACUUUAAAUGUGAAACACUUGGCAUAUCUCCUCUCAAAGUGGACAUAAAUUCAGAAAAGAGGUUUCGUAAAAAAAAGAUUAGAAGUACUCAAGACUUUAACCGUCUUAACAGUAGUGUCACAUCACAGGAUUCUGAGGAAUCAACAAAAAACAGUGCCAAAAAGACUAAAAAGUCCAAGAAAGUAUAUAAUUUACCAAGAAUAUCCCAAGUAGCUGAUUAUUUUUCUGCAAAUUCGCAAAAAUUUUCUAAUGAACAUAUACAAAAGAAAAAGUUUAAGAAGUCUAGGAAACACACUGAUGGAAAUAAAACAUCUGAAAAUCCAAGUAUGGAAACUCGAACUAUUACCGAUAAAAUGAAGGAAGAUGACUCUAAUGGAAGUAAUGAAAAUUUAGGUUUAUCAAGCUUUAGUCAAUCACAGUCUGAACAAAACAUUGAAAAAGGCUUUAGUACCGAUGAAGAUUCAGAUGAAGAAUUUGUAAUAAAAGAUAAGAGCCCGAAAUUAAAGAAAAAGAAGCAUAGUGCAAGUAAUAUUAAUGUUAAUAUUGAAACGGAAAAAAUGAACACAGCUGAAAGGUAUGCUAAAAGAAUAAGAAAGCUGUUAAGUGAUACCUUAAUAAGGGAAUCUCAGAGCAAUAAUACUAGUAAUUCAUCAGUCCUAUCAACGCCUGCAUCUGACAGGAAAUUGGAACAAAACAAGAAAAUAAGUACAAAACAAAUAAAAGUUCAAGUGACUCCAAAAGUUGAUAAAUCAACAAUUUGUAUGGAUGAUCAGGGAGGAAUUGGGAAACAGUCUGCCACAGCAAGACUGUCACGUAAAAUAAAUUCUACCCCUUAUCCUAAAACGCAAGAAAAACUGUCAGUCAGCAAAAGACGGAGCAGAACAAACUUAGAAAAUUUCCUGUCAGGCCAGGAAUCUAUAAAAAUGAAAAACAAGAAGAGCACUAUCAGAAGCAGCACCCUAACUGUGAAUGUCAGUUUUGACGUGGACUUUGAUUCUGAUGAUGAUGAUGUUUUUAAUAAUACGCUUGAAAACAAAUUUAUUGAUGAAGGUUUUAAAAAUGAGACAUUUUCAAAUAAUAAUGCCACCAUAAAUGGAAGGAAGUCCUCUAGAAAAUCUGUGCGUUUCCAGUCUCCGGGAAAAAAUAUUCGAAGAGAGACCUUAAUUUUGUCAAAACUAACUACAGAAAAUAUGACCAUGACACCAUAUAAAAGUGACAACGAUGACGGUACCCAUACUAACAGUUUGUCGGAUGGACUCUCAACUACUAAGGGAAAUAAAACUUUUGAAAUCACUUCACCAAAAAUUAUAAAUCAAACCAAUUCGUAUGAGAAUGUAUCUCAAAAUGAAGUUUCAAUUAUUAAUAAUUCAUUAAACAAACAAAAUAUGUCUUAUAAAUAUUCUAAGGCCAAUACUUUAAAAUCGCCAAAGAGAAAAAGUAGCAGCGAAUUAUUAUCUCCCAGAAACAAAAGCUUAAGAAAUUCUACAAAUGAAAAAGAAGAUAAUAUUUUCAAUUCAAUUAUCGAUUUAACAACCCCUGUGCCAUUAAAAAAAAUAGAACCAGGUGUUGUCCCUACCAGUGAAAAAUUAAAUACUAAUGGUUUAAAUGAUAUUUCAGUACAGUUAAAUAGGGAGGCAACAUUUUCCAAGGAUGAUGAGGAAUCUUUUAGUACCCAGUCAGCUCAACUUAAGGAUGAUAAUGAAACUUUAACCAAUAUUUCAUUUGUGCCCAGUUUAGUUAGAACUGCCACAUUUAUUAAAGAUGAUGAAACUAUAAAAGAAUCACAAAAUCUAUCUCCAGAUUUGAACUAUUCUCCAUUACCAUCCAACACUUCCUACUCUAAGAUCCUGGACACCUCAAAAGUAAACAAGAGGAGACGUUGGGAUAAAUCGCGACAAAGCAUUUCAUUUUUAAAUAAUUCGCAUGAUAUGGGAAACAUUUCUACACUGCUGCAAGAAAAUAAUUCACUUAAAAAUUUGAGCAAUUUAAAUGUAGAUAUGCAUAAAGAAAUUGUUUCAUUUCCAAAUAAUUCGCUAAAUAUAUCGAACAUAUCUGCACCUUGGCAAGAAAGUGACGAUAAAAUUUUAAGUAAUUUGGAAGUAAGUGCACCUAGACAAAGCUUUGACCGAAAAUGUAGUCCUAUAAUGCCUUCCAGUAGUAGUACACCUUAUUCUAAAGGUAAAAGUAUGUUAUUGAGACAAGCUUUAUUAAAAAAUAAACAGAAAAUGGUGGAGGAUGAUAGCAAAAAUUGUACAGUGCAUAUCCAGAAACCUUUACCUGCAGUUCGAACUAAAAUACCUAAUUUUGCUCUAAUACAUCAAAGAGCUUAUGAUAAAUUGGAAAAUAUUAAAGAAAUGAGUGAAAGGAAAGCCACCAGAGCAAAGUUACUGUUAUCAGGACGCAAGCCGCCAGAUGAAAAUAUCCCAAAAGCUUCCACCAAAAGAAAGGAAUUGAAAUUUAGUCCAGUCCAUUUAAAAUCUUCGCCAUCCAAUGAAACGAAGAAUGUUAACAGAAGCCGAAAUAAUAAACCGAAUAUUUCAGUUACUAAAAUUAAUAACUUGUCUCCAUCAAAAUCAAAUCUAAAAGUGGCGAAUAAAGAAAAUAAAUUAAAUCCCCUAGGGAAAAAGAAGGAACUCUUAAAGGCUAAAUCACAAUUACCAAAACCAAAGGCAGUUAUUGCUGAGGAAAAAGGCUUUACACGGUUCGGUUUCAAAGUAGGUUCAGUGAAUAUUAAAAAAGCCUCUAAAGAAGAACAAGUAAAAGCGGUGGCAGCAAAAUCCAAAAUAAUGAAAAAUACAUUAGAAGAAAGAAGAAAUGUUAUUCAAGGAGUAAGGUCCAACAGAAGAUUUGAGUUAUUAAUGAAAAUGCGGAAUAAAUAAUUAUUUUACAUUUUAGCAUUAAAAAGCUGAGGAAGCAUUGGGAUAAUAAAAGUAAUAUGAUAGUGUUUCCUUCUAUUAUUUGAAAUACCUACAUAAAUUUUAGUACAUUAAAAUUCUUGUUGACAAGUAUGCUGUUUGAAAAUAAAUAGAUAAUCUUAGGGUUAAAAUUGAUGUUAAUUUUUAAUAACAUUAAUCUUUUAUUUAACCGAUAACUAAAUAUAUGAUCUGCUUUCUUAAAUAUAUCGUAGCAUUUACAUCAAUAAUUUGUUUGCGAUAUUAAAUCCAAUUAUAGCUGUUAAGAUAUGCCCUCCAAAUCUUAGGGAUGUUUCUUUUAUUUUGGAAUAUUGGAUGCCUAAGAAAACUUAAGAAAUCAAAAUUGUAAAUUAGUGCCUUUGUUACAUUCUAGGUAUUUGAAAAACAAUUUUUUGGAAAGGUCAUUGUAAAGUCAGUAGGACUUACAAGAUGGUCACUGAAUAGAAGUCUACAAGUCUUUUAGGUUUUGGCUGUUUGAAUUCAAUUGCACUUUCAAUGGCUAUUUUGUUUUGAACUCUGUGAGAGACUUAUAUUUUUAGUUUUAUGUCAUAUAUAUUUAACUUGAUCAUUAUUUUAUUGUAUUUUU
Molecule: messenger RNA, 3744 nt
Organism: Anoplophora glabripennis (Asian longhorned beetle)
Lineage: Eukaryota; Metazoa; Arthropoda; Insecta; Coleoptera; Cerambycidae
Exons: 2
Coding region: 117-3125 (1002 amino acids)
Source: RefSeq, a predicted model, not a curated record